Messenger RNA from Poeciliopsis prolifica (blackstripe livebearer), 1289 nucleotides. RefSeq names its product retinol dehydrogenase 14b (gene rdh14b). The record is from RefSeq and is a predicted model, not a curated record. The transcript has 2 exons. Lineage: Eukaryota; Metazoa; Chordata; Actinopteri; Cyprinodontiformes; Poeciliidae. The coding region runs from base 42 to 1013 and encodes 323 amino acids.
ACUCGUAUACAUAACAUAAGGAGCUGUCCUUGAUAACCGGCAUGUCAACGGCCGUUAUAAUAGCCGCUGUGGUUGGCGGCGGGGUUCUACUCCUAAUGCGCCGUCUCUUCCCCCGGCGGAAAGCAGUAAAGCUGCUCCAGUAUCCGACCGACACCAUGCGUGGAAAGACUGUGAUAGUGACUGGGGCUAACAGCGGGAUAGGAAAGGCCUUAGCCGGGGAGCUGCUGAAGCUUCGCGCCCGGGUCAUCAUGGCCUGCCGGGACCUGCGGAGCGCCGAGGACGCAGCCCAGGACCUGAGGAGCCGAGCGGGGCCAGAGCAGGGCCAGGUGGUCAUCAAGCACCUGGACUUGGCUUCCCUACAAUCUGUCCGGAAUUUUUGUGAGGAAAUCAACAAGGAGGAACCUCAGAUUGAUGUGCUGGUCAACAACGCUGGGAUCUAUCAGUGUCCCUACACAAAGACAGAAGAUGGUUUUGAGAUGCAGUUUGGAGUGAAUCACCUGGGCCACUUCCUCCUCACUCACCUGCUGCUGGACCUCUUGAAGGCUUCGUCUCCCAGCCGCAUUGUUGUUGUUUCCUCCAAACUCUACAAAUACGGCCACAUCAACUUUGACGACUUGAACAGCGAAGGGAACUACAACAAAGCUUUCUGCUAUAGUCAGAGCAAGCUGGCCAACCUGCUGUUCACACUCGAGCUGGCUCAUCAGCUCGAGGGCACGGCGGUCACGGUCAACGCCCUCACCCCGGGGAUGGUGAGGACCAGACUGGGACGGCACGUCCAAAUGCCUCUACUGGCUAAGCCGCUGUUCCACCUUGCCUCGUUGGUCUUCUUGAAGAGUCCGUUGGAGGGAGCCCAGACGCCGCUCUAUCUGGCCUGCUCCCCCGAGGUGGAGGGGGUGUCGGGGAAGUGUUUCGCUAACUGUGAGGAAGAAGAGUUGAUGGCCAAAGCUACAGACAAACAGGUGGCCAAGAAACUGUGGGACAUAAGCAGGAGGAUGGUUGGACUCGCAGAGUGACCAUGGGGCCAGUUCUGAGGGCCGGACUGUUAGGGAAUUAAGUGUUCUUGGACAUCUUUGUUAAUCCACUUUUGCUUGCAGACAACAUUGUGCAAGAGAAGGGUUGUAGAAAAUCCUUUUUUUUCCUCCCUGGGGAUGAAAACUUUAAUGGAAAGACAUGUUGUGCCUCUGAAAUGGGAUAAUUAGCAGACUCUGUGCUACAUUACAGAACUGAUUAGAUCUCAUAUUAUGAUUUGAAUUUUAAGAAGUUUCUGUUCAAGUAAAGUUUUAAAAGAA